This is a messenger RNA of Paramecium pentaurelia, 1174 nucleotides long. The record is from the annotation of a GenBank genome assembly. NCBI's taxonomy places the organism in Eukaryota, Ciliophora, Oligohymenophorea, Peniculida, Parameciidae.
AUGAAUAAUAAAGAGAAGUUAGCAAAGUAUAAAGAAAAAGUAAAUCAAGUCAUUUAAAAAAUGGUCUAUGAGCUUUUCAAACAUCAACCAGACAAUUAUGUAUGAAAAUUUUUAUAAAUUUAAAAAAAAGGUUGAUUGGAUGAUUGAAUACUUGUAAUUGACAAGAUUAAGCAAACAUUCAAGAGAAAGUUUGAUUGUUGAAUAUAAUGUAUCCUCUGAUGAAGAAGCAUUUGAGGAUAUUGAUCAAUUACCUUAACCUUCAGGAAAUACAAAAGUAUUUAGAAGUUCGGUAAGUGCAGAAGUGUUUGGUAUACAUAAUAAGAAAGAGAAUUUUUAACCUAGAGUUAUUUAAAAAACUGAAGAAUAAAAAAAGCAAAUUUAAGAAAAGCUUAUGAAAGUAUUUAUGUUUUAAGCACUUGGUGAGAAUGAAAAAAAAAUAGUUGUAGAUGCAAUGGAAGAAAAACAUUUUGGAUAAAAUGAAUGGGUAAUAAAGUAAGGAGAUGAUGGUAAUGAACUAUAUAUUGUAUUUUCUGGUGAAUUGAAUUGUUACAGAAAGAUGAAUUCUUAGGAUACAGAGCCAAAAUUCUUAAAAGAGUAUUCUGCUGGAGAUAUGUUUGGAGAAUUAGCACUUUUAUACAAUGCUCCUAGGGCUGCAUCUAUUUAAGCUAAAAAUGAUGCAGUUCUCUUUGCUUUAGAUAGAAGCACUUUUAAUAAUAUAGUAAAAGAUGCAACCAUUAAAAAAAGAGAAUAAUAUGAAGAAGUAUUAUCAAAGGUUGAAUUAUUAUAAUCAAUGGAUGCUUAUGAAAAGACUUAAGUUUGUGAUGGAUUAAAAGAGGCAAAUUAUAGUGCAGGAGAAAUCAUAAUAAGAGAAGGAGAAGAAGGAGACAAAUUCUAUAUGGUUGCUGAGGGAAAUCUGAUUGCUUAUAGGGAAGUGGAUGGGUAAUAGGAGGAAGUAUUACGAUAUAAGACAGGUGAUUAUUUUGGAGAAUUGGCUUUGAUUCAUAAAGUUCCAAGAUAAGCUACUGUAAAAGCUGAAGUAUAAUAUUAUAUCAACUAUAGACUGAUUGUAAUGUAGUCUAUCUUGAUAAUAAUUCAUUCAUUAGAUUGCUUGGUCCUGUUGCUAACAUUCUUAAAAGGAAUGCAGAAGCUUACAAAAAGUUUAUUAAAAAUUGAC